Messenger RNA from Chiloscyllium plagiosum (whitespotted bambooshark), 7950 nucleotides. The record is from RefSeq and is a predicted model, not a curated record. NCBI's taxonomy places the organism in Eukaryota, Metazoa, Chordata, Chondrichthyes, Orectolobiformes, Hemiscylliidae.
AAGAAUUACAGCGCUUCCUAUCGUCCGAUAUUCAGCUGCCGAGCAAUAUAGGGAUUGGUGCCUGUUGCCAGGGGUUUGACUGUCUGCUGCAAAGGUAGUUUGCAUGAUAUUUGGAAGAGAAGAAUGAUAUCAGAAUGAUUUCUGCGAGAAAGGUGGCAGAAAAAUAUCCGUUGCAUUAUUUGGUUUGGCAUAAUAAAUACAAGGAUCUGGAAAAGGAACUUAGCACCAAGCAGGUUGACAUCGAACAACUUGACCCAAGAGGUCGGACUUCACUGCACCUUGCUGUUACACUUGGAUAUCUGGAGUGUACAAGAGUAUUACUAAAACAUGGCGCUGAUGUUAGUAAGGAGAACCGGACUGGAUGGACAGCUCUCCAAGAGGCGAUAAGUACAGGGAACCUGGAGCUGGUGCAACUUGUCCUUCGAUAUCGCGAUUACCAAAGAUCUAUUAAACGACUGUCAGGGAUCCCUUGUCUAUUAGAGAAACUCCGUCAGGCACAGGACUUUUAUGUCGAAAUGAAAUGGGAGUUUACAAGCUGGGUUCCCCUGGUCUCCAAGAUCUGCCCUAGCGACACCUACAGGGUUUGGAAAAGUGGGCAGAAUCUCCGGGUCGACACGACACUGCUCGGCUUUGAUCACAUGACCUGGCAGCGAGGGAACCGCAGCUUCGUCUUCAGAGGGCAAGACAACUGCGCAGUUGUAAUGGAGAUUGACCAUGAUCGACAGAUGGUUUACUCAGAAACUCUGUCGCUGGCUAAUUAUGACCGGGACAUGCUGCUGGCUGCCGUGCAGCCCUCAGAGGAACAGGUGGCAAGUCGUCUCACUACCCCCAUCGUCACCACCCAACUAGAUACCAAGAACAUCUCUUUCGAAAGAAAUAAAUCUGGAAUCCUGGGUUGGAGAAGUGAGAAGACUGAGAUAAUAAAUGGAUAUGAGUCCAAGGUUUAUGGAGCUUCCAAUGUGGAACUAGUUACUCGGACAAGAACGGAGCACCUGUCAGACCAGAACAAGAGUAAAAGCAAGGGGCACCGGCGACACAAACCUGUUUCAACCGCGUCCACUCUGUUGGUCCACCAACGAGUUAUCCCAUCGAGCAGCCAGAAGAUCAGAAGCAGUAAAACACCUCUCCAGUCUUUCCUGGGAAUUGCAGAACAACAUGUUGGACCACACAAUGGGGCAUUCAUUACUCAGACAUUCAGCAAUACCAAUCCAACAUCCAUUACUCCAGAGGAGUACUUCAACUCGAGCUUUGACCUGGGAAGUCGCGAUAUUGGACGUUCCAUGGAGCUCACCACAAAAACACAGAAGUUCAAAGCAAAACUCUGGCUAUGUGAGGAUCACCCACUUUCCCUCUCUGAGCAGGUAGCUCCCAUCAUCGACCUUAUGGCAAUAAGCAAUGCACUUUUUGCUAAACUUAGGGACUUUAUCACUCUUCGGCUCCCCCCAGGAUUUCCAGUCAAAAUAGAAAUUCCAAUUUUUCACAUUUUGAAUGCUCGUAUCACCUUCGGCAACCUGAAUGGAAGCGAUGAACCUGUGACCUCCAUCAGGAACAGUCCUACCAGUGAGGCUCCGUCUCCCAGCAGUGACACGUCCAGUGUGAGCAGCUCCAGCUCCAUGACUUCAUGUCGUGGCUGUGAUAUGGACCCAGCGCUCUUUGAAGUACCCAGAGGCUAUACUGUGGUUGGCAGUAACCGGGAUUCUCUGAGGGAGGAGGAUGAUGACCUUUUGCAGUUCGCUAUUCAGCAGAGUCUGCUGGAAGCAGGCACUGAGUAUGAUCAGGUGACCAUCUGGGAAGCACUGACCAACAGCAAGCCAGGAACACGCCCGAUGACUUGUGAGGAUAGAAAAGGAGAAAGAACACCACAACACAAUAUUCUCAGUCAGCCCAGCACCCAGCACAUACCCAGCAACCAACUGUACCCCAACUAUGAUGAGCAGCUGCGACUGGCUAUGGAACUCUCUACAAAGGAGCAAGAAGAAGUAGAGAAACGUAAACGGCAGGAGGAGGAAGAACUGGAACGCAUUAUUCAACUUUCACUCACCGAGAAAUAGUGUCACCACUCAAUUGUUCUUUCACAACAGAAUUUUUUAAAGAUUAAAAAAAUUAAAAAUAAAAGACAAUAUGUAAGGUCACCAGUCCAUGCAUUGCUAAUGGGCACAAAAGAGUGUCAACAGUAAAGCAAAAUGCAAGGCUGGUUAACAGCCACACAGUUGUGCAUUGAAAGCGCACCAUUGAAAAAUGCCUGAACAGCUCAUACUUUAUUCUACUGUCUUUCACAUCAGUCUUUGUACUUGGUUCAAGGGUAAUCAUAACCAGAGGUUCAUUUGUUUCCAAUAUUGAUUAUUUCGGCUAAUGGCUACAUUUUAUAUCAGUGAGAAAAAAAGGCUAAUAGGUUGUUAGCUAUCUGAAUUGGCAACUGGUUAUUACAGGCAACUGAUUAUUACAGGCAACUGGUCUUUUGAGUUGGAACAUUGUCCUUUAACCUUUAGGGUUUAGAACUGAACUGAGUUCAUGCAAAAUGCUUUAAGGAGUCUCCCCUGUCCCAUCUCACUUGUUAUUAUAAAGGUCUCUAAUAAAACAAUAGAUAGUCUAAUUCCACUCCAGUAGUUAUGAGGCGACACAUAAAACUUUAUAGCACAACUUUUAAUGAGGAAACUUAAAGAUCUAAUGAUCACAGUGGUGCAGUAGAGGAAGAGUCUACUGUGGUUAGAAUCCAUGUUCAUUAUCAGGACAGUAUAGAUUCUGUGUACUAUGCAUCAUACUGGGAAACCUGAUUGAUGACAGCUCUAUGCAACUGUUCAUUAUAAAGUGGACCAAUUUAUAUUGACAUGACAGCAUUGAGCUCAAGGUCCUAUGCAGACAACUGGACCAAUGCACCUUUCAAAAACUAAAUUUAAAGCAGAUGGAAGAGAAAUGUUCACUUCUUAUCACAUCAUGUUAGCCAAGCCUUGAAUCAGUGGAACAUAGUUUGAACUUUCCAGCAUUGCCAAUCAGAAAGUAAUUAUUUUGCUUGGACACACAGUCAGGAUAAUUUUCUGAACCUCUGCCAUUUUGUGAAAUUCAUUUUCAUAUGUCAAUGAUGAGAAAAUUAAUGAAAUACCAAAAUAACUUGGCUCCAAAACUACAAAUAUCAGUUUUCAGAAUAAUGUGAAUAAAAUGUUUUAAAACCCUACUCUUUAAUUCUAAAUGUAUACAUUUAAAGAUUGAAAUAUUGAAACCUCCAAUUCAUAUUAUGCAAACUGAACAGAUCUUGGAUUUUUUCAGAUACCUUUGUAGUUAAUCUUGAUUUUUCUAAUUUUUGGAACUUGUUUCCUGUUCUGACAUUUGUAUUGCAGACACAGGCACUAUUAACAUUAAAACUGAUCAAGUGGACCAUCAGCUCUAACAUAGCUAUUGUUGAUCAAUCUUAAAGAAACACGGUAAUGGCGACCCUUUAGCUUUCAUAGUGAUGAGUUUAUUUGCAACUCAUAAGGCCACCUGAGGACUGGAGUUGAUUUUGACUUAUACCUUGUCCUCAGCAGAUAGAUGUUGCAGUUCUUGGCAGGAUCACCAGAUGACUUUGUUAACAGCAGUAGAAAAUUAUUUAAAAUUGUGAAAAGUGUACUUUUGUGAAUUAAUCACAAAACAGUGUUUAGUGACAGUGCUGAGAGUUGAAAAGUAAGUACUCCAGACUGAGAGAAUAUAGGCAAUUAACACACAGCAACAGAAAAGUAAAAGAGAAUUGAAAAGAAGCAUACUUUGGCUUGACUGUCAGAUUUUUUUGAAUCAAUAUAUUUCACAAAACUAGGCUGCAUUGUAAACAGUGUGAAUGUAAACUUCAAAUUACAAAAUGAGAAAAUAUAUUGAGUAACUUAGUAAAACCAUGGCAAUUGGAUUUCAAUGCAAACAAAUGUAGUGUAUUCCAUUUUGGAUCCAAAUGUACUUUCUGAAAGUUAAAGUGUUACAAGUAGUAGGGGUCCAAAGAGAUUUGGGGUGUUCAAGUAUCAGGGACAGGAACAGAUAAUAAUCCAAAAGCCUUUUGAUUUAUUGGCCUCUAUAUCUAGAGGAACAGAAUACAAGGGAAAAAAGUUAAGCUGCAGUCGCCCAAAGCCCUGGUGCAGUUUUGCACUACACCGCAGGAGUGAGAGUGGAACAUAGAUUUAACAGAAAGAUACUUGGUCUCCAAGGGUUAAAUUGCAGGAGAGGUUACACAAAUCUCCAGCAUUUGUUGCCUUCAGCACAGAUUCCAGCAUCUGCAAUAAUUUUUUCUUAGACAAACCAGCAUUGGAUUCAAUACAAUUUGGAACAUUUAAUCAAAGUUUUAAAGGUAUUAUUAGGAAUAGAUAAAACAGAUUGUGAAGCAACUUCUUUCCAUAGUCUGGGGCAGUCAAGAGUAAGGGGAAUUUAAAACACUAGAGCCAGGCAUUUCAGGAGUGAAAUUAAGAAAUGCCGCUUUAAACAUGGCUGGUCAAAAUUUGAAAAUCUCUUUUGCAAAUGGCAAUGAUGCCAUUGAUCUGAUGCCAGAUCAAUUAUUAAUUUUAAAACUCAAAUUGUUAGAUUUUUGUGAGCAAAAGGUAUUUAAGGAGAAGGGCAAGGGUGGAGUAAGGUUGAAGAUCAUCAUGAUCUCACUGAAUGGUGGAACACACUUAAAAGGCUCCUCCUGCUCCUAUUUAUCUUUGAAUAUAAUUGUAUAAGUCUGGAGCACAUCACCAACAAAUAGAGAACAAUGGAUGAACAUUUCAUCAAAGAGAUCAGAUAAUAUAAACCAUAAGAAUAAGCAUUAUGAUUUAUUUUGGCGUCUGAAGUCACCAUGUACUAUUAUUUUAUAGUGCACUUAUUGCAGUGUUAUUUUAAAGAUUAAGAAGUCUUGUAUAUAUUUGCUGUCGGGUAUACUUUUUUUAAAGCAGUGGAUGCCAAAGGUGACACAGAAUAUUCAAUCAUUAAAGCCGAUAAAAUAUUCCAUGGAAACAAUAAAUGAAUCAUAAUAUAAUUAGCAUAGAGUUUAAUCAACCAUCGGUAUGCUUGCUGUGUUGGAGAAUAACUGGCAUCUCCCAUAGUAAACGUAUGAUUACCUACCAUAAGGUUGCUGUGGCUAAAUGAUAUUUAGUAAAGAUGUCAACAGUUUUUCAGGGACACUGGAUGCACUGCCCAUCAAUGUUGUGCAACAUCUGCAAAAAAAAAGAAAAUGAUCCAUUUGGAAUGAAAGUUUAUUGAAUUUCAAGGCUGUUCUGUCAUCUCAGCAUCCAGUUAGUAAUAGUUAUAAACAUUUAUGCUAUAAUCAAUAGGGGGCACAAGGUAAAAAUAUGUUAGUUAGCAGUAACAAAGAAAGGUACAAUGGAAUAACAUUGAAAGAAAAAAAUUUAUAAGGGUAGUUUCUAGAGAUGUCAUCUGCUGAGAAAUUAAAUAGUUGGGUUAGGGAUAUAUUAGAAAAGUGCAGGUUAGUAGGAACUAAAACUUUCUUCUCGAAUGCCUGAAAUAAAUUUAGACUCAUUUAAAUCUCAUCUUGAAAUAAGACAGUGGAAUAAAGUUAAAUUCUAAUUAUGUGGUUAUAUACAGUUUUUGAGUUAUGCUGAUUUAACUGAUGCGUGCUUCCACCUCUUCAAAAAGCCCUUUAAUAAUCUGGGGACUACCUCCAUUUACAGCUUCUUUUCACAUCCAUUCGACAGCUGCAACAUGGUAAUAUGGCAUUUUCAUUGAUUCAGAGAAUGCUGUAGUUGGAGCAGUCCCAUAGAGAGGUGUAGUGAUGAACCUUCUUUAAGAGAGGAACAGAAAUUACAGAAACCCAUUUCUGCAGACACUGUAGGUUACAAAAUACAAUCUGAAGGCUGCAAUAGACAAUCAGUACUCAAAGGUUUGCAUUUGAUUUUUUUAAAGUAACGGCAAUCAUACCUAUCUCGUUACCAUCUGGGACUAUGAAUUUCUUCUUCUAUGACUAAUAACGUGCUGAGUUCACAUGACCUUAAUUUACUGGGAAUUUGAAGAGAAUAACCUAGGAAUUGGAUUAUGGCUGAAUUGGGUGUACUCCAUGCAAACCAAUGAAAUGGGUGGUAGGAGUACAGCUGAUUGAUCUACCAGCUUCACUAGGAUAAUAUCCACAAACUACUGCCAUCAGUUUUCUAUAAUCCAAUUGAAUGACUAAUCUCUCUUAAUAGAAGAAACAAAACAUCUUCAUUUGAAGUACUCAAAUUCCACAAUGGGUGCAAAGUACAAUAAGUGUGUGAUUAUUCCUCAGCAUGUUCCUCGGUAACUCCUUCCCAAAGGUAAUCUUAUUAAUAUGUUUCAAACUGUUAUUUUCCAAUUGAACAUGUUAACAUGAACAAUUAGACACGAUGGAUAUCUGCAUGAUGAUGGACGCAGAUAAAUGAUAUUCACGAGCAUUUUGAAACCACAAUUUGAUCUGUACAUAAUGGAAGGGACACCAAGUCCAAAACAGUUACAGUGUAAUCGCAGUUCUGUGAGACUGUCACAUUAGGAAUAUAAAUAGGUGGUUUAGGCUACCUGGAGUUAUAGUAAGUGCAGUUUCAAGAAUUCUCUGUUUGUAGGCAUCCAUUUCUCACAGGGAGUUCCAAAAAGCCUUCUGCCUCCAUCACUCUUAGUGUGCAGUAUCUUCUUGUCCUACUAAUUGGUAUAGUUGUGAUCAAUAGUUUCAUCAUGCACGGAGAUGGAGGAAUGAUUUUGGAAUGCAUAAUGACAUUGUAAAUGAAUUCAAAAAUAAUGCAUUUACAAUCUUAUGUGAUGACCAGAGUAAUAGUUUGCCCUCUCCAUUCAUAAAGAAUCAUAGGUGAAAACUGACUAGCCUUACCAUUUUACACCAUAGUGUGUGCAUCAGCGGCGCUCUAAUUGUACAUGUUGUGAUUGUAACAUGAUCAGUCAGCUGGACCUCAUAGAAUAUGAGUUCCCUGAUUGGACCAGAUUAACAGCCCCAAUCAAAGAUCCCUGGCUGACAGAUAAAGGGGGACUGUCAAAGAUACUGGCACUCUGAUGAGGCAGUACUAAAGUCAAGGACUGUUCAUGUGUAAAUGAAGGGUGACUUUGGUGACUAGAUACAGGCUCUGUGGAGCUAUUUCAGUAACAGUUAGAACUUUAAAGGGGUAUCAUCUUCACAAGUGAUUUUAAAACUUUUUUUCAGAAAGUACACUCUCCAUUUUGCAAAACAAAAAGUGGACAAAUGCACACAAAGUGCAAGAGAGCAAUUUUAUACACAUAUUUCCGAGAAUUCAAAGAAGGAGGACAUGGUUGUUGAGUAGAGAGCUCACAGUAAUAGGGUUAUCAAUCAAACAGGCCUGAAGAAGGGCUUAUGCCCAAAAUGUCGAUUCUCCUGUUCCCUGGAUGCUGCCUGACCUGCUGCGCUUUUCCAGCAACACAUUUUCAGCUUAUCAAUCAAACACUCAAAUGUGAAUCAACAUUACAAGCAUUACUUCUGCAAAUGAGGGAAUCCCACCUACAGCUUCCCUUUGAGAAUACCUAGACUUGGAUUGCCAGAUUAAUAUGGCGUUUAUUGUUUGGCACUUUCCAUCCAUAGGGAUUUAAAGUUCAAACAAGUGCUGGUCUAACUGAUGCAGCCAACAGUAGGAAACUGUAUAAUAAUCCUCAGGCGUCAUGCUCUUUUGAUGCAGGAACUCAUUACAUGAGUGGAACACCUAAUGUCUAUGAUGCUUUUGGGUUCAAAGGGAUGUGUUUCACAAUUUACCAUCUGUUGGCAUACUAUUAUUUAUGAGCAUGAUGUGUUCUCUCUAGAAUGUAUAGUUCAAGAAAAUGGAGCAGGUGUUAGGAAUAUUGUUUUCUAAGAUUUCAGUUUGUCAACUAAGCAGUAAAUAAGGUUUCAUUAAUUUCAUUGAACUGUGAGUGGUUUAAUGUAAUGUACUAAAAUAAAUUAAUGCUACAGAAUUAAUAUAAAAAGUUUCAAAAUGUUAUUUUCAAAUUGGAGCUUAAAAUAACUAUGUCAUUAAAGGGCAAAUUUAUUGAAAUCGA